Molecule: messenger RNA, 1100 nt
Organism: Mustela erminea (ermine)
Lineage: Eukaryota; Metazoa; Chordata; Mammalia; Carnivora; Mustelidae
Gene: TMEM207
Product: transmembrane protein 207
Exons: 5
Coding region: 45-479 (144 amino acids)
Source: RefSeq, a predicted model, not a curated record
UACAGAAGCCCAACCACUGGCUUUGAGCAGCUCGUUCCUUAAGUAUGUUGGGACCCAGACCUUUUAGUUUUACUUCAGUGAUCUCAAAAGCAGGAACCUCGUGUUUGCCACUCUUCCAGUUGGUGCUCUCGGACCCACCAUGUGAAGAAAAUGAAAUGUGCAUAAACUAUAAAGAUCGAUACACAAGGGACUGGUAUAUCUGGUUCUUGCUGCUGAUUUUCCUGAUGACUCUUCUCUGUGGAGUCAUGUUCUUCUGCCUCCAGUGCUGGCUGAGGAGACCCCGAAUGGAAUCCCCAAGUCGCACCAUGGCUGUUUUUGCUGUUGGAGACUUGGACCCCGUUUAUGGGACAGAAGUGGCUGUGACACCAACUGUUGGAAUUCACCUUCAAACUCCAAACCCUGAAAUGUGUCCUGCUCCAUGUUUUGGCACUUUAGACCCCCCACCUCCAUAUGAAGAAAUUCUGAAAUCAAGCCGAUAGCUCCAGAUCAUCAACUGACAACAUUAGAAACAUUUUUAAAAAAUUCUGAAACGUCAAAUGUAGGAACAAUUGUUUUAUUUAGUGUGAAUUUUCAGAAAUCAAUUAAUAUAGCCUGAAAAAGGACAUUUAAUAUAGUCUGCAAAAAGACAAGAGAAUGAAUGUAGAGAAAAAAUUUCAGUGAGGGAGAUGUUUCAGUAGUGAAUUACUGGACUUUUUGUGUAUCAUUGCUGUGUUCUGUUUCAUGCUAUACAACCAAGUGAUUGUCUCUCUAUCAAAACUCCCAUUAACGCAUGGAGUAGUCUCCAUUAAGUACAAUUCCACUCCAGUACACAUCACAGCUUUCUCUGCCUUAUUCUCUGUUUUCAUCCGACCCCUCCCCUCGUAUGGAGUUAAUAAGAGUUAUCAUAAUUAAACGAUGGUCCAAGCGGAGAUUCAGACAUGUCCAGACCCAAACCAGAAAGAGAAUAUUUGAAUUAGGGUACAAGAUGAGAGUAGGAACAAGGGGCACUCAGAGUUGAAGGAUGAAGGGUGAAUGAAGGAGAUUAAAAGUCCCCGUUCGAAAAGGUGCCUGUCUCAGCCUGAGGAGAGAAAAAGUGUAGAUGGAGGCUGAAGGAGACCCCA